UUCUCUUACAAACUUACCCACGUGGACUCUCCAAAACUGGAGGCGAGAAAGAAGAAGAAGGAUCCAUAAACUUGAGGUUCCUAGCUAGCUGACAAUGACUUUUCUACUGCCUCGAACUGCUCGUGUGAGUAGAAGACUAGUUGCUUGUGUACAGAUGCGUCAUAUGAGCAGAGAUGUUGGUCAACCAACUCAUUUUUCUCAUCCAGAACUGCUAGCUACAGGAGAAUUGCUGCCUGGUAUGCAUCGUGAAGAAUUUGCUGAGAGACGAUCAAAUUUAAUGAGAGGUAUUGCUGAAACUCACAGUGGAAUGACAGAGGACAAGCACCUCGUCAUUAUUCCUGGUGCUCACAUUAAAUACAUGUCAGAAAACAUUCCGUACCGCUUCCACCAGAACACAGACUUCCUAUACCUUACUGGGUGCCUUGAGCCUGAUGCCGUACUCUUGCUUGAGACUACCAAUCGUCAGGCCCUCCCUGAGCACAAGGCAGUCCUCUAUGUACGCACAAGGGACCCUCAUAAGGAGAUGUGGGAUGGACCCAGACCAGGUCCUGAUGGUGCACUGGAACUGACGGGGGUGGAUGAGGCGUAUACUCUCAGUAAUCUGGAGCAACAUUUGGAAUCUAAGUACAGUGCAGAGGGCUACAUAGUGUGGUACGGCACUCAAAACGUGGUGCACCCUGAGCAUAACGAGCAGAUAAUCAAGGGGUUAACCAGUUCACCUGAAUCAAGAGUAACAAGUGUUCAUAACCCCUCGACCCUUAUUGCUAAACAACGGCUGAUUAAGUCACCAUCAGAGCUAGCACUCAUGAGAAAAGCUGGAGAGAUCACCUCGGAGGCUUUCAGAACGGUACUAGGGGCCACUAGACCAGGGGUUAACGAGGGUCAACUAGAAAGUGUGUUUGAGCACUCUGUAAAGAUGGCGGGGGCACAGUGGAUGUCUUACCCACCAGUAGUGGCAGGGGGAACGAGUGCAAACUGUCUGCACUACAUCGCCAACAACAGGGUACUCAAAUCAGGAGAGCUAGUGCUGAUGGAUGCCGGGUGUGAGUACUACGGCUAUGUGAGUGACGUGACACGCACCUGGCCAGUGAGUGGAGAGUUUUCGGCCGCUCAGAAAGAGCUCUACGAGGUGGUAAGGAUGGUCAAAGAAGAGUGCACCCAGUUGUGUAGAAAAGGUGUGACACUCAGCUACCUCCACUCGGUAGCUGUGGACCUGCUGGCUGGCCAAAUGAAAGCUGUAGGUAUUCUAUCGGAUAGGAUCUCAACUUCCAAACUAGUACAGAUAAUAAAUGAGCUUUACCCCCAUCAUGUGGGCCACUACCUGGGUAUGGACACACACGAUACACUGUCAGUGGACAGGAACACAGAGCUGGUCCCAGGCAUGGUGGUCACCAUAGAACCAGGACUCUACAUACCAGCACUCUAUGCUAAUGGGGCACUCACUAAUGGGUUUAAAGAACUGCAAGGCACUGGCAUAAGGCUGGAGGAUGAUGUCCUGAUUACAGAACAAGGACCCGAAAUCCUCAACAAAAACUGCCCAGACUCUGUAGAGGAGGUGACCAAACUAAUAGCUCAAGGAUCUAGCUGAAUCUCUAAAAUUAAUAUUUUUGUUCAUGUGAAUUUGUGAAUUCUUUGCUUUCGUGCAUACAUGUAAUCGUAUGAUGUGCUAUUAGUGACUGGAGUUUGUGCAGCAA
Messenger RNA from Halichondria panicea, 1694 nucleotides. RefSeq names its product xaa-Pro aminopeptidase 3-like. NCBI's taxonomy places the organism in Eukaryota, Metazoa, Porifera, Demospongiae, Suberitida, Halichondriidae. The record is from RefSeq and is a predicted model, not a curated record. The coding region runs from base 95 to 1588 and encodes 497 amino acids. Gene Ontology annotation, biological process: proteolysis. Gene Ontology annotation, molecular function: manganese ion binding; metalloaminopeptidase activity. The transcript has 13 exons. Gene Ontology annotation, cellular component: mitochondrion.